CGCAGUGCAGAUCCCCCCCCACCCCGAUUGUGACAUGCAGUGGCCAAAGAUGGCGGCGCUGAGAAGCACGCUCGUCCGUUUCCGCGAAAGGGCACGAGCUCUGAGCCUGCUGCAGUCCAGGGGAAUGCGCGAGUCCCGUCCGGCCGCGAGGCGAUACGUGGCGGGCACGCCGAGGACAGAGCUUCAGUUUAAACUAGAUGAGCGGACAGCGCAUAGCAGCUUGGACCUGUUCAAGAAGGACACCGGAGUCAUCUACCGCAUUCUUGGCUUGGACCCGAGCCUGGUCAUGGACAACCCCGAGCGGUUCCGGGACUGGGCUGUGGUCUUCGGCGACUGCCAAGUCAUGAGCGGGCGCCACUACUGGGAGGUGACCGUGCGCAAGUCGGAGGAGUUCCGGGUGGGUGCGGCGGAGGCGGGGAUGCCGCGCGACGAGUGUAUCGGCACCAACAGCUGCUCUUGGGUGUUCGCCUACACCCAGCGCAAGUGGUACGCCAUGACCAGCAACAAGAUGGUGCCCUUGUCAGGUGUGGGAAAGCCGGACCGCGUGGGCCUGCUUCUGGACUGUGAGGCGGGUCUGCUGGGCUUGGUCGAUGUUCAAAAGCCCAGGGUUAUCCACUCCAUCAAGGCUUCGUUUAGGGCUUCUCUUUGCCCCGCGUUCGCACUCUGGGAUGGGGAAUUGCUCACACACUCCAGCCUGGAGGUUCCGGAGGGCCUGGAUUGAAGACGUGGUGCUACCGGGGAACUACAUGAGGAACAACAGCCAGCUGGGGAAGGGCAGCCUUGUUCUUACAGGACUCGGGAAGGGAUGGGAGGAUGAUGUUCAUUGAAUCACCUUUUCCGUCAUGUACAAAUGGAUAAAGCGGUGCCAUUACAGUGUUACAACACCCCACAAAGUGCUCUUCACUUCCACAUUUAACAGGGUAUGCUUUGGGAGAGAAACACACUGGUCCAGGGUGAAGUGGAGCUCAGGCACACAGGAAGGUUCUUCAGGUUUCUUAUUUCACUCAGCUGUUUAACAGCCCCAGAAGUAUCUGACAUAUUGUCACCGCAGUCAAUGGAACAAACCAACCCAGAACAUGUUAAGGUCCCCUGCAAGAAGCUACUUUCAUGUUAAUGGUUGGAAAUCGCCUUGGAGGGGAUGGGUGAUUGUAUUGUCAAAUCAAAAUGAAACAUUGUGAAAAAGUAUAUGGGUGCAAUUAAAACAACU
This is a messenger RNA of Scleropages formosus (Asian bonytongue), 1207 nucleotides long. It is a transcript of the gene spryd4, whose product is annotated as SPRY domain containing 4. Gene Ontology annotation, molecular function: protein binding. The coding region runs from base 35 to 721 and encodes 228 amino acids. The record is from RefSeq and is a predicted model, not a curated record. The transcript has 2 exons. NCBI's taxonomy places the organism in Eukaryota, Metazoa, Chordata, Actinopteri, Osteoglossiformes, Osteoglossidae.